AUGACAAGUGGAACGAUUUCAAAGCCAAUUGCCAGAGAAGAUGAAUUUGCUUAUCUUUGUUCUAUUAUCGGAAAAAAUGUUCCAGCAUCUUCGUGUGUAGUACUCUCUGGUCCUUCGGGUUGUGGGAAAACCUGUCUUUCUCUCUCGGUUCUUCUUCAUCUUUCUGAAGAUAAUAAAAGCUUUCGGUUUAUCGACGUUAGCUGUUUAGAAGUUUGCUCUUCCAAAUCAACCGGUUCAACUCUUUCUUCUGGCAAUAUUAUGCUCUUUGAUCUCAUUCUUUAUGAGCUCAAGAAACAAUUUCUUCCUAGUUGUCUUCAAUUCGACUACAAGUGUGACAGUGCUGCCGCAUUUAUUGAAAAUUCUGCUGAUUUGUUUCACAAAAUAGCUGUCACUGAAGAGCAAGGCACAUUUUGCAUCACUCUACAUCAAGCCGAACAGUUGCGCGAUAUGCCCGACAAUAUUCUUCCCAUCAUAGUGAAUCUGGAUGCUCUGGUUCGUGAUCAUAUGCGGAUACAUUAUCCUCAUACCAGGCCUCCAAAUAUUGUUACUCUAUUGCUAACUACAUGCACCUGGGAUAAAUUCUACUCUGGUACUUUCACUUCUGAGCCCACUUGCCUUUAUCUAAAGGCCUACAAUCGUGAAGAACUGACUAAGAUUCUUAUUGGUACUUCACCGAUUGAGUCUCCACGUUAUGGGAGAUUUAUUGAUAUUCUCUUAACGGUGUGCCUUCCUGUUACUCGAAAUAUCAAGGAACUCCUUUUUCUUGCUCAUUUCAAUUGGAAAGCCUUCGAUGAUCCCGUAGUCAAAGGCUUAGUUGAUCCAGAUGAUGAAUGGGGUCAGUACCGAUAUGCCUUGCCAACACUCAAACGCUCUCUAUCGACUAUCUAUCUACGACCUGAGCACGAACCUAAUGAAAAUUUUGACACAGCUGUGCAACAGAAGGGAUCAGCUAUGCAUCAACUCCUUGAGUUGCCUCUUUAUUCACGUUACCUUCUUGUUGCCUCUUACAUUGCUUCCUACAAUCCCAAAGCAGCAGAUAAGCGUUUUCUCGUGAAGAACACGGGCAAGCUUUCCUCUCGUGGCAAACAUUCUGACAAGCGGGUGGAAUAUACAAAUUACCAUCUCCACGGGCCACGUCUUUUUUCACUGGAUCGUCUCGUUGCCAUCUUCUAUGCUUUGCUGAAUCUCGAAAGCGGUGAUGAUGAGAGUGAUCGAUUGCCUCCACUGAGCAGCAAGUUGAUCGGUUCUGUGGGCACCCUGUGUGGACUGGGCCUCUUGGCUCCAGCAUCCAGUGCUCUAGCAGCCGGUUGUGGUUCUUCUGGUGCCAGUGGAAAUACAGCAUUGUUGGAAGCGUCCGUGUUUGGAAGCAGUGGGUAUAAUGAUGAUCCUCUUUUCAACCCAAGAUAUCGAUGCUUGGUCAAUCUAGAGACGGCUAAAGUUAUUUCCAGGUCCAUUGAUAUUGAUAUUAGCAGAUAUCUUCUCGAUUUUGUGUGA
Messenger RNA from Rodentolepis nana, 1494 nucleotides. The record is from the annotation of a GenBank genome assembly. Lineage: Eukaryota; Metazoa; Platyhelminthes; Cestoda; Cyclophyllidea; Hymenolepididae.